Messenger RNA from Oncorhynchus gorbuscha (pink salmon), 2310 nucleotides. RefSeq names its product proteoglycan 4-like. The coding region runs from base 559 to 1923 and encodes 454 amino acids. The transcript is spliced from 3 exons. Gene Ontology annotation, biological process: regulation of transcription by RNA polymerase II. NCBI's taxonomy places the organism in Eukaryota, Metazoa, Chordata, Actinopteri, Salmoniformes, Salmonidae. The record is from RefSeq and is a predicted model, not a curated record.
UGCUCCUCACCAUGGAAACGCUUCUCACCUCUGGGUUGUCGUGGAGACAAUCCUCACCUGGACAGUAGACUCCGCCCUGCAUUAACCGGAAUUAUAUAGUUUAGCCAAUCAGACACCUGGCGGCUGGAUGGAAUAAGGAAGUAAUCUGCAUAGGCUACUCCUAAUCCACAGACAAAGGCAAUUUUAAUCGGAGGUCUUCUCGGCAGGCUGGGCUCGUCUGGCUGGGUCUGUGGGAUUGAUCCACUAAAGAUUGGAGGAUACCCAAAAUCUAUUUCUCCAAUAGGAAUCCCAGAUCACGCUUGUGGCAGCACACAUGGAUCUAAUCUUCCUGUCUCCCAUUAACCUCAAUACAACCACAUGGUGAUCUGUUCAACUACCCCUGUUCUGUAGUUGUUCAUGGAAGUUGGAUGUGCCUCUAAGUUUCAACCCUCUCUGACUCUCUACCAACUACAGGUAGUAACCAGCUUUUGCACAGAAGGCUGUAGUGAAUGGAGGUGGAUGGAAGCGCCUUUGAUGUGGUUUAGAUAAUCUAUUGUUUGCUUUUGGCUGUCUGGUGACAUGUUCGGCAGUGUGAAGAAAAUCAUCUCUCUGUUUGAGACUCGACGGCAGCCUCGCCCCCUCUCUCUACCUCCUUCCCUCCCUCCAUCUCUCUCUCCUUCUCUUCCUGCAUCUGUUUCUUCAUCUCUUCCCCUAUCUCUCCCUUCCUCCCUAUCCCCUCUCAGGUCCAGUAAAAAAGCCCCCCAGUCCCCCUUAAAGAGACACUCCUCUCCUUCUGCCUCCCUCUCCGGCUGCCCUUCCUCCUUCUCCGGCUGCCCUUCCUCCCUCUACCCUCAGACCAAACCCAGACCCCCACUUAACCCCCCACCUGUCCACCAACCACUACAACUUCCUGCUAGAUGGAGAGUAGGAGAAGAAGGCAGGGAGGGAGUGAGUGAUACGGGUUGGGGUCAUGGAGGGCUGAGAGGUCGUGGGGGGGUCAGGGUUAGGAACUCAUGGCCGAGCGGACGGCAGGAGCUUCAGAUAAGAAACCAAACAUCUGUCACCAUGGAGAUUCCACAACACUUUUGGACCGCAACUAAACCUCAACUCCAGACCACUACUCAACCCCAGACCACUACUCAACCUGAACAUCAACCGCAGACCACUACUAAACUCCAGACCACUACUCAACCUCAAACUCAACCCCAGACCACUACAAAACCAGAACCUCAACCCCAGACCACUGUUCAACCCCAACCUCAACCCCAGACCACUACUCAACCCCAGACCACUACUCAACCUGAACAUCAACCGCAGACCACAUCUAAACCUCAGACCACUACUCAACCCCAGACCAAUACUCAACCAAAACCAAAAACUCACCCGCAGACCUCUACUCAACCCCAGACCACUACUCAACCCGAACAUCAACCCCAGACUACUUCUAAGUCUCAACCUCAACCCCAGACCACUACUCAACCCCAGACCACUACUCAACCCGAACAUCAACCCCAGACUACUUCUAAGUCUCAACCUCAACCCCAGACCUCUACUCAACCCCAGACCACUACUCAACCCGAACAUCAACCCCAGACUACUUCUAAGUCUCAACCUCAACCCCAGACCACUACUCAACCCCAACCUCAACACCAGACCCUGGCCCCGCUCCCAUCUUGGUCGCUGUGUCUGAAGGGCACACCUUCUGUCCGGAAUGCUGAGGCAGCCCUGCUGCUCUUCUGUCACAGUGGCUCCAGUAGCAGUAAGAUUGUAAUUGACAACAAGAUUGAGCAAGCCAUGGACUUGGUGAAGAGCCACCUGAUGCUGGCUGUGAGAGAGGAGGAGGAGCUACUGAGGAAGCGGAUCAACCAGCUGUCAGAGAGGAACGCCCAUCUGGAGAGAGAGAACUACAUACUGAGAGCACUGAGAGACAGACAGAGACACUAACGCACUCAUCCAUGCACACACUCACACACACACAUACACAAAGAGAAGUUAACAGUAUUAGUACAUGCCUUUCAUUUUCUAUUUAAAGGGGUGUUUUGAUUAGUCCUGUAAAAUGUGUAUUUAUAUUUAACCUUUAUGUACCCAGGCGAGUCAAGAACAUAUUCUUAUUUACAAUGACAGCCUGGCUAUGAUGAUGUAGUCUCGUGUAAUGAUGAUGCUGUAGUUAUGAAGAGGCCUGGUUGCCAGUCUCUAUAACGUACCAUUUCUUAGUAUAUUCCAUGUCGUGUGCCAAUGGCAGUUAAAUGAGUGGAAUGUUAGCUAAACGGAGACUGGUGACCAGGCUAAUGAAGAGGGGUUCUGAAAGUGUGGUGUGCAUAUUCUGUAAUU